AUGAUUAUAAAAUUGACCCUACCAACAACAUCCUCCCAGGUAGCAUUGCCGUUUUGUAGUCGAACCAAUAAGCUUAAUUUUACUCCGGCGAGUGGUCUGGAGAAGAAGAGACUCAACCAACCCCGUUUUAUGAUCAACUGUGGGAAAUCAUCACAAUCACCGAUUUCACCGCCUCUGGAGAUCAUCAAUCAAUUUUCUGCAGCCACCAAGGGAAAGUUGGAACCUGUUAAUGGGAAACCAGGGAUUGUUGAGUCUGCAAGAUUGUUAAAGGAUGGACUUAUUUUCCAACAAAACUUUACAAUCAGAUCGUUUGAGAUAGGAAGUGAUUUCAGAAUAUCCAUUCAAGCCGUGAUGAAUUAUUUACAGGAAACAUCAAUCAACCAUCUCAAGUGUUUAGGAAUAGUGACUGAUACUUUCGGCUCAACAUUAAAUAUGGCUGCAGAAAACCUGAUAUGGGUGGUUUGUUGGUCGCAUGUGGAGGUGGAUUACUACCCUUCAUGGGGUGAUGUUGUUCAAGUAGAGACUUGGAUGUAUAGGUCAGGGAGGAAUGGCUUUCGUCGAGACUGGCUGAUCCGAGACUUGAAAACAGGCAAAACUCUGAUUCGGGCAACCAGUUUAUAUGCGAUGAUGAAUAAGAAAACAAGGAAAUUUGCUAAGCUGAACGGGGAAGUCAUCAUAGCAGACCUGAAACCUUUUUUCACGCACUGUGACCCUCUCAUCAACAAAGAUGGCAGAAAAUUUCUGCACCUCGAUACUGAUAAAGCAGAUUACAGUCGCACUGGUUUAAAUCCUGGAUGGAUGGAUAUGGAUGUCAAUCAACAUGUGAGCCAUAUCAAACUGGUUAACUAUGUUCUGGAGGGUGUUCCUCGCUCAUUUGUGGAGAGUCAUGAGCUUUGCGUCAUGACCUUGGAGUAUCGGAAGGAGUGCAAUGUGGAUAGUGUGAUUCAAUCUCUAUCCAAAAUCAGUGGCAAUCACUUGAUAGAUAAUCAAGGAAUUGAGUUCGAUCAUUCGCUCCCCCUUGAGUGCGGACCAGAAUUAGUAAGGGGAAGGACGAGGUGGAGAAAAAAGUUCUGUGGCAAGGACAAAGUUUCUGAAUAA
Pistacia vera is the source of this 1098-nucleotide messenger RNA. RefSeq names its product palmitoyl-acyl carrier protein thioesterase, chloroplastic-like. Bases 1 to 1098 code for a protein of 365 amino acids. The record is from RefSeq and is a predicted model, not a curated record. Gene Ontology annotation, molecular function: acyl carrier activity; fatty acyl-[ACP] hydrolase activity. Gene Ontology annotation, biological process: fatty acid biosynthetic process. NCBI's taxonomy places the organism in Eukaryota, Viridiplantae, Streptophyta, Magnoliopsida, Sapindales, Anacardiaceae. The transcript has 6 exons.